AUGAGCAUGUUCGGCGCUCUGAACCGCUUCAUCUCGCGUCUCGACGCCGAGCCGCAGGACCGUGACCAGGGCACCAAGGGCGCCUAUGGCUUCCAGAUCCUGCGCAACACCAACCAAGAGCUGUCCAUAGAGCCCUGGUUCGACUUCAUUAUCGGCAUUAACGGCCGCACAAUAGACGAUCCCGACCCGACGCUCUUCGCAACCGAAGUCCGCAACUGCGCCGGCCACACCAUCAGCCUGGGCGUGUGGAGCGCAAAGGGCCAGCGCAUCCGCGAGCUCUACGUCCCCAUCCCGGCUGAGACCCCGACGCUUGGCAUAUCCCUGCAAUGGAGCCCACUGUCGAGCACCGAGGAUGUGUGGCACAUCCUUGAUGUGCAGCCCAACUCCCCGGCCGAUCUCGCUGGCCUCUUGCCCUACGGUGAUUAUGUCAUCGGUAGCCCUGAAGGUCUUGUGAGAGGGGAGUCGGGGCUUGGGGAGUUGGUUGAGGAUUACAUCAACCGCCCCCUUCGCCUCUUCGUCUACAACCACGAAUACAACGUCACCCGCCCCAUCACCAUCACCCCUUCCCGCAACUGGGGCGGCCAAGGCCUUCUCGGCUGCGUCCUCGGCUUCGGCGCACUGCACCGGGUGCCCGCUCCGCUCGAGGAGCCGCCCUCCGGCCCAGGUGAGACUCUCUUCGACACCUCGUACACGACCAACGCUCCAUCCGACGCCGCCGCCGCGUCGCCUGCCGACGUUGCCACUCCCGGGUUCGCCGGCGUGGGCGUGCCGCCUCCACCUUCGUCAGCAUCACCGGCCUCCUUCUUCGUGCCCGCGAACAUGCACACCCCACCUCCACCAAAGAACAGCGCGUCUCCCGGCCCUGGCCAUCAGCAACAAGCAGCAUCAGCAACUCACGGCGGCCGGACGCGCAAGGUUCGUGCCCACCAUGCGGUGGCGGCCGGUGGCAUCGACGACUACUUCAAGGAGGGUGAAGAGAAGAGUAAAGAGUUGGAUUACGGGGGCGGGGGGAGCAGAGCUGGGAGCGUGCCGCCGCCGCCGAAAGCUGGAGGUCCGCCAAAGGGGGCCCCGCCGAGGGAUGGUCCGCCUUCGGCUGCAACCAGCCCUCCAGCAGCCGAGCAAACAUCAGGAUAG
Diplodia corticola is the source of this 1134-nucleotide messenger RNA. Its product is annotated as golgi reassembly stacking protein. Gene Ontology annotation, biological process: Golgi organization. The transcript has 3 exons. The record is from RefSeq and is a predicted model, not a curated record. Gene Ontology annotation, molecular function: protein binding. Gene Ontology annotation, cellular component: Golgi apparatus. NCBI's taxonomy places the organism in Eukaryota, Fungi, Ascomycota, Dothideomycetes, Botryosphaeriales, Botryosphaeriaceae. The coding region runs from base 1 to 1134 and encodes 377 amino acids.